AUGUGUAUGACCGUCUUUGCGCUCAUCAUUAUCAAUAAGGCUGGGGGCCUCAUCCUCAAUCGCACCUUUCAUGAAGGGGGCCUCAACCAACUCAGUACAAACGACUAUCUGGUCCUUGCUGGCACUUUCCAUGGAGUGCACGCUAUUACAGCCCGUCUCGACCCCCUGAAGAACCAGAUCUCAGCUACGCCUACGGCUCCAGGCGGGAUACCGAGUCGGCCAGAACCCCCUUCUGGCCUUGAGGUCAUGGAGACGGAGAACUUCCGACUUCAAUGCUUCAACACCCUGACAGGAACCAAGUUCCUCCUCUUCACCGACACCACCCAGGUCAACGUCGACGUGACCAUGCGGAGGAUAUACGACUUGUAUAGCGACUAUGUUAUGAAGAACCCCUUUUACCAGACGGAGAUGCCGAUUCGCUGUGAGACGUUUGACAGGAAGUUGUUGUCGUAUAUUAGGGAGAUCAACAACAACCGGUGAGGACAUCAUAGCGCGAGACCAGGCCCAGUCAGGCGUUGGCGGAGGCGGAAAGGAAACGGGGUGAUUCCAAACUAAACCUCUUUUCUUACACAAACUCAUGACAAUUGAUCUUCGGCGUUGAUAGUCCCGCUGUGCGGGAGUUGCGAGUUGAAAGAAAACUCUCGCUGGAAGCACGUUUCGUGCAUUAAUCGGCGUUGGGGAACUUAAAUCAUUAAAGCCAUCCAUUUCCCUGUCUCUGCAAGCCGGAGUGCAACCCCUC
This is a messenger RNA of Sodiomyces alkalinus F11, 739 nucleotides long. Its product is annotated as trafficking protein particle complex subunit 4. Gene Ontology annotation, biological process: endoplasmic reticulum to Golgi vesicle-mediated transport. The coding region runs from base 1 to 480 and encodes 159 amino acids. Gene Ontology annotation, cellular component: TRAPP complex. Lineage: Eukaryota; Fungi; Ascomycota; Sordariomycetes; Glomerellales; Plectosphaerellaceae. The record is from RefSeq and is a predicted model, not a curated record. The transcript is spliced from 3 exons.